CAUUAAUCUAAUCGCAAGUUCAACAUGAAAUCUUCACACCUCCAGCUGAGCAGUCUGCUCUUUUCGGUUUUCGCUUCAGCUCAGAACUCUCGAAUAUGCCAAGACUACAUGAUUCCUGUCAACAUCACCUCCCAAGUUCUCGUUGCCAGUUAUCCUCACUUCCAGGACAGUUAUGAUGUCGUUGAUUUCAUCAACAAUUUGGCUCGAAGAGAUGCCAAUGCUACAAAAUCACCAUUUUCGGGUGUGGAGAGCGCUACCGCUGCUUAUAACAUCGGCGCCACAUUCUGCAGUCCCGGUACGAAUACAAAUACAUCUCAAGAGAGGACCAUCCUCGUAGCGACGCAUGGCCUUGCAUACGAUCGCAGGUACUGGGAUUCGGGAAUGGAUCCGACAAACUACAGCUUUGUAGACUUCGCAAUCUCAAGAGGAUAUUCGGUCUUCUUUUACGAUAGAUUAGGCACAGGGCUGUCAUCUAAAGUGUCUGGGUAUAAUGAAUCGCAAGCAACAACUCAACUUGGAAUUUUACAGCAACUUACUGGAUUCCUGCGAGACGGAAAGUACACUGGUAACUUCGGAACACCAUCGAAGAUUGUGCAUGUCGGUCACAGCUUUGGUUCACUCCUUUCCAACGGAUUGAUUGCAACUACACCUGAGAUCUCAGACGGUGCUAUUCUUACAGGACUAGCAUACGACCAAAACGCUUCACCAUUCCUCGAGGCGUUUGCACUUCGCAUCGCUAGCGAACAAUUUCCUGGAAAAUGGUCAGAUAGAGACAAUCACUACGUGACAUCAGUUGAUGCAGCUGCCAACGCUGCCACAUUCUUCCACGGUGAUAGCUUCUCUAAAGAGGUCCUCUGGUAUACGGAGUCUAUCACGCAACCUGUGGCAUCCAUCGAACUCCUUACGUCCGGAGCGAUCCGACUCAAUGCCACAACAUUCACAAAACCAGUCAUGAUCAUAAGUGGAGAAUUCGAUUUCGCUGUUUGUGGGGGCAAUUGCGUUGGCAUUCUCGAGCAUCCAGCCAAGGAAGUCAACUUUCCCAAUGCCACAGACUUCCAAGCUAUCGUUCAUCCAUCUACUGGACACAACAUCAACUUCAGCUAUAAUGCAACUGGCGCCUAUGAUGUGAUACUGAGCUAUCUCAGCAAGCAUGGCUUGUAAAUUGGUGAAAUAAGGCAAAAUCGAAUCGGAGGACGUGGAAUCGAGGUUGAACAUAGUUGCAUAGACACACUUAAUAAUGUAAUGACCAUAGAUGUAAUGAGCUGAAGAACAUGGAUCAGUUGAGCACCGCACUCAGCAGUCUACCAAUCGUAGAUGCAGAUGCAACCAAAUCAGAUCUGAUAUCAAAAUCAAAUCAAACAUCAGCUCGUGCUCGGAUAACUCCGAGCAAACUCCCGAGGUAUUUCAACAGAGGAGGGAGGAAUGCGAAGCUCAAAAAGGCAAACGAGAGGCGAUCAAAAUACAAAAGUUGUGUUCUGUACAAGAUGAUGCAGAUCAAUUUUCAGGGGCAUCAUGAAAGUCGGCGAAACAUAACAGACUUAUCGUCGACCGCGAUUUCGAUUUGCCCUUUGUGUGGCACUUCAUCACAUAUCGCAGGUAAACUAUUCAUGCUGGGGAUCUGGAAUAUUUG
Messenger RNA from Mollisia scopiformis, 1630 nucleotides. RefSeq lists its product as uncharacterized. Bases 25 to 1161 code for a protein of 378 amino acids. The transcript is spliced from 5 exons. The record is from RefSeq and is a predicted model, not a curated record. Lineage: Eukaryota; Fungi; Ascomycota; Leotiomycetes; Helotiales; Mollisiaceae.